AUGGUUGCGCAAUACGACGGUCGCCUGGUGGCCCUGACCACGGAGACGCUGUCGGCGGCCGACCUGCCUGGCGUCGUCUCCCUAUCGGAGGUUGCCCCUGACGACCUCCAGAGCCGGCUCCGGGACGCCCUCUGGCAGCAGGACGUGCCCGUGCUGACCAGCUCGCCCCGCUUCCCGCCGGCCGACCGGCUCACCAUACUGCUGGCUGGCUCGCUGGGUCACGUGACGGCGGCGAAGACGCUACCCGACCACUGCACCUCCACCAUCAUAUCGGCGUUCGUCACCCCCGAUAACCGGACGCAGCUCUGUGGCUACCUCGGACAAACCCUGAACAUGCUCGCCGACAAGCUCAAUUUCAAGCCGGAGGUGAUAAGGAAGAACGGCUGUGGCGCACGAGCGACUGGCUCGCUGGACGGCCGGGUGUCGUGGCUGGUAGCAGGGCGUGGUGACUUCGGCGCCGGCACCUGCACCGUCGACGUCAUGCGCAGCGCGGCCGUCUACAUGGGCGAGUGGUUCUGGAGCGACGCCAUGUCCAUCGGCACCGCCCAGCCGGACCACGAGCACUCCGACUUCCUCGUGUUCGGCGUGCUCACGCCACGCCUGUGGGCGCUCUCAGCGCUGUACGUGCUGCUGUUCGCGGCCUCGCUGCGCAUGUUCCUCGGACAGGGCGACGACGUGACCAGCUCACAGCCGGCCACCAGGCUGCUCAUGAUCUUCAUCUACAUGAGCACGGUGACGCUGAUGUCAAUCUACGCGGGCAACCUGACGGCGUUCUUCUCCAUCGGCCGCUACUCGGCGGCCAUCGAGACGCUGGAGGAGCUGGCGGCGUCGCCAUUGGAGCCCCACAUCACCUUCGGCCACAGCCAAUACUACGUCUUCGAGAACGCCAGCAGCGGCGCGCGCGGCCGCAUCUGGCGCAAGAUAAGCGCCGAGUUCGUGUCGGCCCUGGUGCGCGGUGAGCUGGCGUUUUUCCAGAGUCAGCGUGCGCUGCUGCAGCGCGCCGACGACUACCUGUCGCGCACUGGGCAGCCGUCAGCGGCGCUCUGCCCGGUCCGGAUCGCGCGGCAGGCGGUGCGCCGCGACUUCUUCAGCCUCAUGUUCCCACACCACAGCCAGUACAGCGCGCUGUUCGACAGGGCCAUCCGGCGCCUGCGCUAUCAGGGCGUCAUCCAGCGCAUCUUCGGACAGGUGGCGGCCAACCGCUGUACGCGCUCGGCACCCCUGAGCCACGACGUCGCUCCGCUGGACCUCCACCGGCUGAUGGGCGCCUUCUACUUCUUGCUGGCCGGCAUGGGCGCGGCUCUGCUGGCGCUGGUGGCCGAGUGCUGCUUAGCCCGCAGGAGAAUCAGGCGUCACACAUAG
Molecule: messenger RNA, 1362 nt
Organism: Pollicipes pollicipes
Lineage: Eukaryota; Metazoa; Arthropoda; Thecostraca; Pollicipedomorpha; Pollicipedidae
Product: glutamate receptor ionotropic, delta-2-like
Exons: 7
Coding region: 1-1362 (453 amino acids)
Cellular component (GO): membrane
Molecular function (GO): ligand-gated monoatomic ion channel activity
Source: RefSeq, a predicted model, not a curated record